Messenger RNA from Saccostrea cuccullata (small rock oyster), 1759 nucleotides. RefSeq lists its product as uncharacterized. The transcript has 2 exons. The coding region runs from base 750 to 1448 and encodes 232 amino acids. Lineage: Eukaryota; Metazoa; Mollusca; Bivalvia; Ostreida; Ostreidae. The record is from RefSeq and is a predicted model, not a curated record.
AAGGGCCUUUCACAAUUAGCGCACGAGCAGAAGCGACAAAAUAUUCGUACGACCGAAAAAUGUUAUUAGGAUCGUAAACUGUUGCUGAAAUAAUCGCAUAUGAAAAAGUAUUCGUACGAAAUUCGUACGAUCUAAAGCGACCGUUGUGCAUUAAAUCUUACGAUAUAUCUUGCGUCUAUAAGCGACUGUUGUACAAUGAAAGCGAGUGUUGUAAGAUAAUGCUAAAGUAUCGCGCGAGUUAUCAGGUGAUCGGACGAUUGAACGUACACCAAUGUGAUUGGACGUAAAGCGCUCAUACAAUCAUGCGAUUCAUGGUACGACUGAUCGUGCGGGUGAGAAGAAGAAUAUAUAUAUAUACUACCCGUUUCUGACCCUCAUCAAUCAAAUGCAAGAGAUGCCGCCCAAAAAGACAUAAGCUACAAGUAAAGCUAAAGUAAGCCGUAGAAAGAAGGCCCAGGGGGAGGAGGAGGUCCAGGACCUGCCGCAGCAGCCGAGCCCUGUUCAUACUGAGCUUGUCGACGCGGGGGAAGAGCCACCAGACCACCCAAUUGAACCUUUACAACCCGAUGGGUACAGUGAGGAUGAGGACGAGGAAGAUCCUUGCAAGCAUAAAUCCUUAGACCUAACUCCAGAGCAGGAACAAGAGUUAGCAGACUUUUUCGAAGAACCCCUGCUUCUAUGAUAAAAGUCGGAGUGACUUUAAAAACACCAAGAAAAAAGAUCGCCUGAUUCAAGAAAAGGCAGUAGCUAUGAAUUUGACUGUAUCAGACAUCCGGCUCUGGUAUAGAUCCCAGCGGACCAUCCUGGGCAAGGUCCAGAAAAAGAAGAGUGGCCAGAAAAGGUGCAAUCUCACAGCCAGGCAGAAGUGGGUGGAAACAAACUUAGGCUUCCUGAGAAGACACAUAGUGCACCGGCCACAGGGAUCCCAGCUCGGACAAGUACCAGCUGAUGAAGAGGACGAGGAUAGUAAGCCCUCCUCCUCGGUUACACGGGCACCCACCAGAAAGAAGCAGAAAAAGAAGGACUUGGAUACAGCAAUCAUUGACCUGCUGGAGAGGACUGACAGGCAGACGGUUGACCUGACUGCAAAAGUCGACGCAGCAAUGAGUCACAGCAGCGACGAGAAGCAGGCCUGGGUGAACUGGAUGUUGCAAGCCCUCCAACCCCUUCUCGACAUCUCUGGCGGGACUUCACGAAAGAGGCGUUUGCUCUCGUCAGCAAGUACCAGGACAGGGCGGAGAAUGAGCAGCGGGAGCACUUUGCACUGCAGCCUCUGCAAAAACCACACAGACCAGCGACCCCCCAGAUGGUUUCAGUCAGACCAGCGUCAGUGCCCGCCCAAUGGCCUCAAGACCUCACACAGAUGCAGCUCCAGUCCCAGCCCCAGAUGUACAACCAGAUGUAUCCACAGUCUUCAGAUGUUCUGGCCGCCGCCGCCCAUACCCUGAAUGAGGGAUAAGUGUAGUCUAAGAAGCAGCAGAAGAUUCUGAUUUUGUAUAUGAAUGUAACAUUAAUAAAGAAGUUGUAAUUUUUUUUUUGCAUAAAGAUGUAACUAAUAAAAAAUAAAACAUGUCACAUUUUAAAAUAAUUUUGUUUGUAGUCUCGCCUCUCAUUGGUUGAUUUCUAUAAAGGGACUCAAAUUAUUUUGUAUAAUUUGGUUUGGUAUGGGGACACACCCUCUUGAUGACCAGCUUAAAGAUCUUAUACAUUUAAUCCCCUCAUUUCCAGUCCUCGGAAUGCAUUGAAAAUUCCAGAUUUU